Rhodotorula toruloides NP11 is the source of this 1356-nucleotide messenger RNA. Its product is annotated as beta-tubulin. Gene Ontology annotation, biological process: microtubule cytoskeleton organization; mitotic cell cycle. The transcript has 7 exons. Gene Ontology annotation, molecular function: structural constituent of cytoskeleton; GTP binding; GTPase activity. The coding region runs from base 1 to 1356 and encodes 451 amino acids. The record is from RefSeq and is a predicted model, not a curated record. Gene Ontology annotation, cellular component: cytoplasm; microtubule. Lineage: Eukaryota; Fungi; Basidiomycota; Microbotryomycetes; Sporidiobolales; Sporidiobolaceae.
AUGCGCGAAUUGGUGACUCUCCAGGUCGGACAGGCUGGCAACCAGGUCGCCACGAGCUUCUGGGAGCGCAUCCUGGCCGAGCACGGCCUCGACGAGGACGGCCACAUCAAGCCCAACGUCGACCAUGUCUGCACCGACAGGCUCGAUGUCUUCUUCUCCGAGGCCGAGGACAAGAAGUACGUCCCUCGCGGCCUGCAGAUUGACCUUGAACCCUCGACCGGCGACGCCAUCAAAUCGUCCAAGCUGGGCCACCUGUUCCGACCGUCUGGCUUCGUCUUCGGCAGCUCUGGUGCAGGCAACAACUGGUCGAAGGGCUAUUACACGGAGGGCGCCGAGCUCGUCGACCAGAUCCUCGACCAGCUUAGGCACGAGACGGAGAGCUGCGAGAACCUGCAAGGGUUCCAGCUCAUCCACUCGCUUGGCGGUGGAACGGGAUCGGGUCUCGGAACACUCCUCCUCGCCAAGAUCCGCGAAGAAUUCCCGGACCGCAUGCUCGCCACAUUCUCGGUUUUGCCCGCCCCGAAGGUUUCGGAGACGGUCGUCGAGCCGUACAACGCCGUGCUCGCCCUGAAUCAGCUCGUCGAGAACGCCGACCUCGUCUUCUCCUUCGACAACGAGGCGCUCGGCAACAUCCUCUCCAAGACGCUCAAGAAGACCAGCCCCGCCUACUCUGAUCUCAACGCCUUGAUCGCCGGCGUCAUGUCUGGCAUCACUACUCCCCUCCGCUUCCCCGGCCAGCUCAACUCGGACCUCCGCAAACUCGCGACCAACCUCAUUCCCUUCCCUCGCCUCCACUUCCUCACCGCCUCGUAUGCGCCUCUCGGCGCCGCCAACGCGACCGCCUUCCGCAAGCUCUCCGUUCCCGACCUCACCCAGCAGCUUUUCGACCCGGCUCACCAGAUGGCAGCCAUUGACUUGCGGAGUGGCAAGUUCCUGACGUCGGCUGCCUUUUUCCGCGGCAAGGACAUUUCGAGUCGGGCCGUCGAGGACUCGAUGCUCGCCGUGCACGACAAGAACAGCGCGUACUUUGUCGAGUGGAUUCCGAACGCGACGCAGAUCGCCCUCACCUCCGUCCCGCCGACCGACUCGCCCAUCGCCGCCACUCUCAUCUCCAACAACACCUCCGUCCAGGACCUUUUCCGCCGCACGCACACGCAGUUUGCGGCGCUCUUCCGUCGUCGUGCGUAUCUGCACUGGUACACCGGCGAGGGCAUGGACGAGAUGGAAUUCACCGAGGCCGAAUCGAACAUCAACGACCUCAUUGCGGAGUACCAGCAAUAUGCCGAGGCGGCCUUGGACGACGACGAGUACGAGGAGGAGGCGUACGAGGGAGAGGGAGGCCAGGAGGAGCAAUAA